Molecule: messenger RNA, 2776 nt
Organism: Artibeus jamaicensis (Jamaican fruit-eating bat)
Lineage: Eukaryota; Metazoa; Chordata; Mammalia; Chiroptera; Phyllostomidae
Gene: CREB3L1
Product: cAMP responsive element binding protein 3 like 1
Exons: 13
Coding region: 435-2081 (548 amino acids)
Biological process (GO): regulation of transcription by RNA polymerase II
Molecular function (GO): cAMP response element binding; DNA-binding transcription factor activity, RNA polymerase II-specific
Source: RefSeq, a predicted model, not a curated record
GAAGCCAAGCAGAGAGAGACGCAGAGAGAGCGGAGCGCCCGUCGGCCACCCAGUCCCGGGGGAGCUCUCAGCUCCCCCGUCCCCAGCUCCCACCCUGUCCGGGGGGCUCCUCGAGCCCUCAGCCCCACUCCCUGGUUCCCCAUGGAAGCCAGCUGUGCCCCCGGAGGAGCAGGAGGGAGAGGAGUAGGCUAAAUGACCGCGGCGCGCCCGGGGCCCCUGAGCCCAGCCCGUUCCGCGCAGCUAUCCUGAGGCCCCAGAGCCCCCUGCGCCCCCCACCCGGGGCCGUGCCGCCUCCACCCGCCCCUCCCCCGGGGCUUAGCCCCGGACCUGCCCCCGCCCGCUAGCCAGCGCUCAAGCAGAGGCUCUGGGCCGGACGCGUCGCCGCCCUGGAGUGAGAGAAGCCCAGCUGAAGAGGGUCUCCGGAACCAGCCGCGAUGGACGCGGUUUUGGAGCCCUUCCCUGCCGACAGACUGUUCCCGGGAUCCAGCUUCCUGGACUUGGGGGAUCUGAACGAGUCGGAUUUCCUCAACAAUGCGCACUUCCCUGAGCACCUGGACCACUUCGCGGAGAACAUGGAGGACUUCUCCAAUGACCUGUUCAGCAGCUUCUUUGAUGACCCCGUGCUGGAUGAGAAGAGCCCUCUCCUGGACAUGGAACUGGACUCCCCGACGCCAGGCAUCCAGGCCGAGCACAGCUACUCCCUGAGCGGUGAUUCAGCGCCUCAGAGCCCCCUUGUGCCCAUCAAGAUGGAGGACACCACCCAAGGUGCUGGGGCCACCACGAGCUGGGGUGGAGGACUGUGGGCACCCAGCAGGAAAAGGGGUGAUGUCUUCCAGCCCUGUGGCCCAGAUGUGGAGCGUGGAGCCUGGGUGCUGGGACACAAGCUGUGCUCCAUCAUGGUGAAGCAGGAGCAGAGCCCGGAGCUGCCUGUGGACCCUCUGGCCGCCUCCUCAGCCAUGGCUGCCACUGCUGCCAUGGCCACCACCCCGCUGCUGGGCCUCAGCCCGCUGUCCAGGCUGCCUGUCCCCCACCAGGCCCCAGCAGAGAUGACUCAGCUGCCAGUGAUCAAAGCAGAGCCCCAGGAGGUGAACCAGUUCCUCAAAGUGACACCAGAGGACCUGGUGCAGAUGCCUCCAACGCCCCCCAGCAGCCAUGGAAGUGACAGUGACGGCUCCCAGAGCCCCCGCUCUCUGCCCCCCUCCAGCCCUGUCCGGCCCAUGGCCCGCUCCUCCACGGCCAUCUCCACCUCUCCCCUCCUCACAGCCCCGCAUAAAUUACAGGGGACUUCAGGGCCACUGCUCCUGACAGAGGAGGAGAAGCGCACCCUGAUUGCUGAGGGCUACCCCAUCCCCACGAAACUCCCCCUCACCAAAGCUGAGGAGAAGGCCUUGAAAAGGGUCCGCAGGAAAAUCAAGAACAAGAUCUCAGCCCAGGAGAGCCGCCGUAAGAAGAAGGAAUACGUGGAGUGUCUAGAAAAAAAGGUGGAGACAUUCACGUCAGAGAACAACGAACUGUGGAAGAAGGUGGAGACCCUGGAGAAUGCCAACAGGACCCUGCUGCAGCAGCUGCAGAAACUCCAGACUCUGGUCACCAACAAGAUCUCCAGACCUUACAAGAUGGCUGCCACCCAGACCGGGACCUGCCUCAUGGUGGCAGUCCUGUGCUUCGUUCUGGUGCUCGGCUCCCUCGUGCCCUGCCUCCCCGAGUUCUCCUCUGGCUCCCAGACUGUGAAGGAAGAUCCCGUGGCCACUGACAGCGUCUACGCAGCCAGUCAGAUGCCCUCCCGAAGCCUCCUGUUCUACGAUGAGGGGACAGGCUCUUGGGAGGAUGGCCGCAGCGCCCUGCUGCCUGUGGAGCCCCCGGAUGGCUGGGAAAUCAAGCCCGGGGGGCCAGCGGAGCAGCGACCCCAAGACCACCUACAGCAUGACCACCUGGACAGCACCCACGAGACCACAAAGUACCUGAGCGAGGCCUGGCCAAAAGACGUCGGCGGAAACGGCAGCAGCCCCAACUUCUCCCACCCCAAGGAGUGGUUCCACGAGAGGGAUCUGGGCCCAAACACCACCAUCAAGCUCGCCUAGGCCAUGUCAGACCCAGGACCAGGACGUACCCCCAGCACCCCGACGAGGGGUCGUCUUGCUCACUAACCCGGAUCCGGCUCGUACCCCUGCCCCUGGAGUCCCACCUCAGGAGUGGUGGGGACUCAGAAAGGGUUCCACUUCUCCCCAGCCCUUCUUCGCCCCAGAUCUUGACUGGGGGCCUUGCCCCCCCCAUUUGGACUGUUCCCUUGGGCCAACCACUCCGGUCUCAGCCUCCCUCCCACAACCAUCCGUCCUCAGACAAACCACUCACUGGGCUGCCCCCUCCUCUCUCAUUCUGACCAACACGACCACUGCCCUCCCUGCCCCCCGGUCCCCCACAGACGUACACAUCAACACACCGACACACACAGACGCCCCCUCACCCCCACUGUACAGAGACCAAGAACAGAAAUUGUUUGUAAAUAAUGAACCUUAUUUUUUAUUAUUGCCCAUCCCCUAAGAUAUUGUAUUUUACAAGUCUCCCUCCUACCUUUGCCCCUCCCUCAUUUUAUAUUUUAUGAAGUUAGUGCGGGCUUUGCUGUUCCCUGGCCAGGAAGAGGGUCCCCUCCCCACACACCUCACCUGGCCUCCCCCUGCCGCUGCCCAAGCCACUGGGCCUUUUUAAUUGCCAAAUUGCUUCAUCUAUCUGCUCGGCAUAUGCUUUAAGAAGGCAAAAGUUAAAAAAAAAAAAAGAU